CGGGCGAACGGGCAGGCGGCGCGGGGGUCGGUGGGCUGGGAAAGGCACGGCCGGCCGCGGGAUGGCGCAGUACAUAAAGCGCGCCGGAGGCCCGGCGGGGAAGCCGGGCGAGAGUCGCGCGGCCAGCCAGCCAGUCAGCCAGUCAGCCAGCCGCCGGGGAGGACUUGCCGAAAGGAGCCAGCUGGGAUUUCCCCGGCGCACGCCUCCUGCCUCUUCUCCAGGACCUGCAGAUUUUAGAAGAUCCAACAGAAGCAUGAAGGCCUUCUGGACUCUCUUGGCCGUCUUGCUCUUGGCUGAUGAGACACUUGCUAUCCGGGCAUCUCGUACUCGGAGGGAGCUGGCUCCGGGAUUGCAUGAACGGGGGAUCCGGGAUGCAGGGGGCUCUUACUGCGAGCGGCAUGACGCCUGCUGCCCUGGGAGGGACGAUGCCUGCACGGUGCCCUACACCGAUACCAUUUGUUACUGUGACCUCUUCUGCAACCGCACUGUCUCUGACUGCUGCCCUGAUUUCUGGGAGUACUGUUUGGGCAUCGAACCCCCGUUUCCUGUGCUGAAAGCCUGCAUCCGCAGUGGGCACAAGUUUCCAGCUGGGGCAACCUAUAGAGACAACUGCAACUUAUGCACUUGCGAUGGAAAUGGGCGAUGGACCUGUGAUGACCACGCUUGCCUCAUCAAUGGAGAUAUGAUAGAUGCCAUCAACAGAGGGAAUUAUGGCUGGCGAGCUUCCAACUACAGCCAACUGUGGGGCAUGACGCUAGAGGAGGGGAUCCAGUACCGACUGGGCACCAUCAAACCCCCCACCGCUGUCAUGAACAUGAAUGAGCUCUAUGUAAACAUGGAUGCCAAUGAGGUGCUGCCUCCCUAUUUCAAUGCUGCUGACAAAUGGUCUGGAAUGAUCCACGAGCCGCUGGACCAGGGGAACUGUGCUGGAUCCUGGGCCUUUUCUACUGCAGCGGUAGCCUCGGACAGGAUCUCCAUCCACUCCAUGGGGCACAUGACACCUGCCUUAUCACCCCAGAACCUCCUGUCCUGCAACACCCGCCACCAGCAGGGCUGCAACGGGGGCCGAAUUGAUGGGGCCUGGUGGUUCCUCCGCAGGAGAGGAGUGGUGACGGAUGAAUGCUACCCCUUCACCAACCAGGGAAAAGACAGCACCCCUCCUGCACCCCCCUGCAUGAUGCAUAGCCGGUCCACAGGCAGGGGGAAGAGACAAGCCAUGGCGCGCUGCCCCAACCCAGGGGCCGACUCCAACGAGAUCUUCCAGUCCUCCCCUGCUUAUCGCCUUUCUUCUAAUGAAAAAGAGAUUAUGAAGGAGUUAAUGGAGAAUGGACCAGUGCAAGCCAUCAUGGAGGUGCACGAAGAUUUCUUCAUGUACCGAAGUGGCAUUUAUCGGCACAUUCCUGUAGCAGCUGGGAAGCCAGAAAAGUACCGGCGGCACGGUACCCACUCCGUCAAAAUCACAGGGUGGGGAGAAGAACAUAUGCCUGGGUCAAGUCAGAAAUACUGGAUCGCUGCCAACUCCUGGGGCAAGGACUGGGGGGAGCAUGGCUACUUCCGCAUUGCCCGUGGAGCCAACGAGUGUGAAAUCGAAACCUUUGUGGUGGGUGUCUGGGGCCGGGUUGGAAUGGAAGACAUGCACCACAAGAAGUGAGGUCGAAAAGCUCACCUUGCACCACGUCACCAAAGAGAACUUCCUUCCUUCUCUUGCCUGCACCUUUCUUUUCUAAACAACAAACUGAGAUCAGGAUCAGUCACAGGACAACAUGCAGCUCACUCUGACCACUGUCUCUAAUGGGAAAGGCGCUUCACCACAUUCUGAGCUCUACGCAGGACUGGGUGAGGCCUAGAACUGUCCUUGAGACAUUGGGCAUGUAAGGAACUUUGGAUGCCCCUUCCUUGAAACUUUGGAAGCUCUUUUGGAACUCAGUGAACAGCUGCGAAGGGGAAAAUUUUGUCAGAAGGGACCAAGGGAAGUAAUUCAGUCUCACUCCCCCUUACAGCAGAAUCCUCCAAGCCUUUGUUAGCCCACAUGCUGAAAACCCAAGCAUACCACAGAGACACCCGAAACAAAAAAGGAAGACCAUGCCAAGAUUGCCCGAUGAGGGACUCGAGGAAGUGAGCCAAGCUUCAUGCUGUAUGGGAGGGCAAUCAGCCUCUCCUUUUCUGUGGGUAUCCAGAAGUCUCUUGCACACCAGGCCAAUUCCUCAAAAUGGGGCUAUUUUGGAAGUGUUGGUUCUUCUCACCUGAUGUUCCACAGAGGUUUGGGUAAGGAACAAGCCUCUUUAGAGGAAUUGUUCACUGGCAGCCAUUGUAACACAAAGAGUUGGCGACUUCUCAUGCCAAACCAUUUUGGGCCUUAGGCGGCGUGGGAUCUCCCAUUAGCUGCUCUUCCUCAAGCAUAUACAUAUGCCAGUCCUAUGGAGAUGACUACAGAAAACAACCAGGUCUUACAGCCUCACACACAUUGUCUCUCAUAAACACUUCCAUAGCUUGUUUCCUGGCUGCUCUGUAAUUCCUGUUGCUUUACCUUGGCCUUUCCAACAUACACUAGAAAAGGAGGAAUCUCAAACCUCCAGCAUGCCAGGGGAUGCCCUGAUGAACAGAAGAGUCUGCCCAAAUCUCAGGAAAUGCAGGAGAUCAAUGGUUGCUGUGGUUUUUGAGAAGACAAUUCUAGAACUGCUCAGCAAGGCCCAUAAUCCUUGGUGGAUCAAUCCUGAAAUGGAAAUGAUGCCCAGUUAUGGAGCAGAAUAAUACUGUGGGCUUUUUAAGAUGACUUUGUUGAGGCAUGUGAAGAGUUAAUCUGAAUGAUGGAACAAACUGCUUUUUUUUAAUGGUGGUGUAUCUUAUGAUUCCUAGUGAUCACUAAAACUGACAAUAGUUUUCAAGAGA
Messenger RNA from Rhineura floridana, 2889 nucleotides. RefSeq names its product tubulointerstitial nephritis antigen like 1 (gene TINAGL1). Gene Ontology annotation, biological process: proteolysis. Gene Ontology annotation, cellular component: lysosome. NCBI's taxonomy places the organism in Eukaryota, Metazoa, Chordata, Lepidosauria, Squamata, Rhineuridae. Gene Ontology annotation, molecular function: cysteine-type peptidase activity; peptidase inhibitor activity. The record is from RefSeq and is a predicted model, not a curated record. Bases 62 to 1651 code for a protein of 529 amino acids. The transcript is spliced from 12 exons.